CCACAAACCCGAGAAGAAAGAAUUCAAAAAGAAGAAGAACAUCAUCACCACCAGCCUUCAAAUAAAGCGAAAAAAGAGAGACCCAAAACCCACUUUACCUCAUCAAUAAAAGCACCCACCACCCUUAUAGAGCCCUCUUCAGAGACUUGAAAAGAGACAUAAACAUCAAGCUCACACACACACACACAUAAAACAUUAUGUCUUCUAUCGCCGAGCCGACGAUUUACCCGCAGUCGGUCCCGGCCGCGGCGGCGUCUCCGAGCCCCAGGGAGUCGUUCGGCCCGGUGUUCGUCGUGCUCGCCGUGAUCGCGGUGCUCGCGACCGUCGCCUGCGUCGUCGGGCGGCUCUGCGCCCGCCGAAUGUGCAAGCGCCAGGCGAAGCGUGAUCUGCCGCCGCGCGGGUCCUACGACGGGAGGCGAGAGGAGGCGAUGGAGAGCCCGAGGCCGAGGCCGCUGCCGCCGCUGCCCCGGGGAUUCCUCGCCGCCAAAGGCGACAUCGAAGACGGGUGCUACGAGAUCGUGUUUCCGGCGGCCAAACCUGUCAGAGAAAAACAAGCCAAAGAAGACAAAAAAUACGGCGGCGGCGGCGGCGGCGGCAAAAAUUAUACGAUGAAUUAUCCGGAAAUCGGAGGAAAGAAGAUUGGAGCAGUCGACUCCACCACAUUCAAGCAAGCAAAACCAAGUACAUGA
Messenger RNA from Ananas comosus (pineapple), 689 nucleotides. RefSeq lists its product as uncharacterized. NCBI's taxonomy places the organism in Eukaryota, Viridiplantae, Streptophyta, Magnoliopsida, Poales, Bromeliaceae. The record is from RefSeq and is a predicted model, not a curated record. The transcript has a single exon. The coding region runs from base 198 to 689 and encodes 163 amino acids.